AUAUAAAAGAAUUUAUGUACAUAAUUAUAACAGAAAUAUCAGAAUUAAAAUAGCAUUGAAAUGCCAUUUUUACCAAAAAUUCAACAAAAGUUGGUUUUGAUUGUCCGUUCUGAUCUAUGUAUGAGCACAGGAAAAAUAGCUAGUCAAUGUGCUCAUGCUGCAUUAUCCUGCUUUUUAAUUGGAAAUAAAGGUUUCAAAAAUUUUUUUACUAUAAAAUCAUGGAUUUAUAUGGGACAACCAAAGAUUGUACUCAAAGUAAACAGUGAACAAGAACUUAUAUCUUUAAGUAAAUCAGCUUCUGAAGCAGGACUCAUUACGACAACUGUGAGAGAUGCAGGAAAAACUCAAAUAAAACCAGGAACAAUCACAGUUCUGGGUAUCGGUCCUGGCAAUUCAGAUAGAAUUAGCAGUAUAACUUCUCAUUUGAAGUUGUUAUGAUUUAUUAAAAAUACAAAAAAGAGUUUAAAAUUUUGUAAGAUAAGUAAUAUAUUACU
This is a messenger RNA of Ceratosolen solmsi marchali, 494 nucleotides long. Its product is annotated as peptidyl-tRNA hydrolase 2, mitochondrial. Gene Ontology annotation, cellular component: cytosol. Gene Ontology annotation, molecular function: peptidyl-tRNA hydrolase activity. NCBI's taxonomy places the organism in Eukaryota, Metazoa, Arthropoda, Insecta, Hymenoptera, Agaonidae. The transcript has 2 exons. The record is from RefSeq and is a predicted model, not a curated record. The coding region runs from base 61 to 438 and encodes 125 amino acids.